Drosophila virilis is the source of this 1724-nucleotide messenger RNA. RefSeq names its product wrapper (gene wrapper). The record is from RefSeq and is a predicted model, not a curated record. Lineage: Eukaryota; Metazoa; Arthropoda; Insecta; Diptera; Drosophilidae. Gene Ontology annotation, molecular function: protein binding; axon guidance receptor activity. Gene Ontology annotation, biological process: synapse organization; homophilic cell-cell adhesion. Gene Ontology annotation, cellular component: axon; neuronal cell body; plasma membrane.
UCGAACAGAUUCACAUCGGCCGCUCAAGCGUUCAGUUGAGCUCGGGAUUGCAAACGCGCCGGAACAUAGUUUAAGUAGCGACACGCGACCAAGGGGAAGAGCUACGCAUAGAUUCGAUUAUCCGUCGCGAAUUUAAAUCACAGCCACUUGUUAAAUUUAAGUCCAAGUGCCUGCACUAUGUGCCCAAUGAAUUUGUGCCUAAUAUCGCUGUUGCUCAUAUUGCCCCUCAUGAGAGGCGAGCUCAAUUUCAACAAUGAUCUUGAGAAUCAUCAAAAGUUUAAAAGCGUUCCAACUACCAUAAAAACCUACGAAAAUGACACCGUGCUAUUGCCCUGCCAAUUGGAUACUCCGUUUCACUAUGUGCGCUGGCACAGGGAUGAUGUGCCUUUGGUGGACUCGCGUCAUCCGGAGAUUCCGCCACCGGAACGUGUGGUUUUGUGGGCCAACGGCAGCCUGCAGGUGUCAAAUUUAAAAUCGGAAGACACCGGCGACUAUUACUGUGAGAUUAUGUCAAACAGCAAUCACGCCGUCCAGGUGCAUGCAAUUGAGGUGCAAUACGAGCCCAGCGUUGUCACGGAGCCAAGCGGAGUCCUGGAGCUGCCCAUUGGCGCCACCUUUGAGGUGGUCUGCAUGGCCAUGGGCGUGCCCCAGCCGGCGAUCAGCUGGCGUCUGAACGGCAACACGCUGGACCAAUACAGCAAUGCGGGCAAUCGACAGAGCCACAUCUUUGAGAUUAAGUCGCGUAGCAUGGCGGGCCUGAUCGAGUGCCUGGCCGCUAACGGGGUUGGUCAGCCGGCGGUGGCGGGAGUUCAACUGCGUGUGCUCUUUGCUCCGGAGCCAACGCUGCCGCAUCCUGUGGUGUACACCAAAGUCGGAGAUCGGGCACAACUGGAGUGCAUUGUGGAGGCGGCGCCAGCUGCGACGCUACAAUGGUUCCAUUACGGUGUGCCCGUUCAAAUGGGCGCACACAUCAACAGCCAGGAGACGGAAUUGGCCGGCAGCCAUGCCCUGGAUAGCUAUGUCAGCCUGGUCAAGCAUGUGCUGACCAUCAAGAAGGUGCGCGACGCCGACAUGGGACAGUACGAGUGUCGGGCGAGCAACUCGAUUGGCUUUAGGAGCGCCACCGUUGAGCUGACUGGACGUCCAAUGCCCUGCGUGUUCAAGAUCAAUCCCGGCACCCAGAGCUCCACGUCGCAUGUGCUGGUCUGGCAGACGGAGAGCAUGCUGCCCAUAAUGGAGUUUAAGCUGAGAUUCCGACAGAUUCCGUCAGCAAAUAUCACAAGGCCAGUGAAAACCAACUGGACAGAACUGACAAUUCCAGCACAAGUGACCAUUGGUCCUAUUUACAUAACAUCAUACACACUGCAUGGCCUGCAGCCUGCCAGUCUCUUUGAGGUCUCGGUUCUGGCAAGGAACAGCUUUGGCUGGAGCGAUAACAGUAAGACCGUGCGAUUCGCAACUGGCGGCGAGGUUGAGCUGCCCAACUAUUCAACGGAAUCGGAGCUGCAAUAUGAUGCCACGGAAGAGAUCUUUGAGAAUGAGAUUACGCAGAGAUCACAUAUUUUCACCGCCAGCAUGACACAUAACCGCGCAACAAACUGUGUUUAUAAUACCCUGGUAUAUCUAACGAUAUUUAUGCAAAUUUGCCUCGCUAUGCGAUAUACAUAACUAAAGUUAAUAUAAAUAUAUUUGUACUGAAUGCAAGGUUCCAAUAAAAUAAAGAA